GGCUGAGGGGAGCCUGGGUAAAGGCAUCUUAAAUAGUCCAGGGUGAGAAUGGUUUCAGGAAAGGAGAUCCACGAAACUGCAGGAAAAGCAGCUGCUGGGGAGGAUUUAUUGAGGCCUAAAUUGGACUAAAGAUUCUUGGGGAAACUCACCUGAGCUGCACACGGUCUGGAUCUCAGGUUGGUGAUGAACUCCCUGAGUUUCUACGGGACCUCUGCCGGGGGCCUGUAUCCCCUCCACGGGGCGAACUCCGUGCUGUUCGACCUCCGCCACCAGGUGGCGCAGCAGUACCAGGCGUACUCCGCUGCGGCCGCGGCCCCGGCGGCGCACACCUUCUCUGUGGCCGAGAGGCUUGCAGAGCUGAUCCUCGAGGCUCGCUAUGGGAACCAGCAGAAGCAGCGACGCAGCCGCACUGCGUUCACCGUGUCGCAGCUGCAGGCCCUGGAAAAGGCCUUCCAGCAAACCCAGUACCCAGAUGUCAGCAUGAGGGAGAGGCUGGCCAUGUGCAUCAACCUGCCUGAGGCUCGCAUUCAGGUGUGGUUCAAAAACAGGAGGGCAAAGUUUCGUAAAGGCCAGAGAAGCUCCUCUCUCCUCAGAGAUCCCUGUCUGGAUGAAGCUCUGCAGAACAGCAAGACGGGACCGGAGGACGGGAAGACAGAAGACAAACAGGACAUCAUCACGUCCCACGCUGAAAGCCAAGUGUCUCCAUGUUUCUCUCCUCCUUUCACUCCCUACGUGGACAAAAACAGGAAUCCUAGCUCCAAUGUGUCACGGUUUACACCUUCACUCCCCUCCCCUCCACUUUUCACCUUCGUUGCUGCAGAGCGUUUCUGUCCUCCGCCUCAGCAGCAGCUUCUGUCCAUCGAGCGUCCACUCCCUCCGUCGUUCUGGCCCCUCAUACAACAGCACAUCUCCACCUCAGGGGAUCCUUUAUCUGCUACCAAAAAUGGCCGCCUCUCACUUCAGACUGCUUGCCCCAGUAAAGUGGAGGGUCACCCUGACCGGGGCCUGUAACGGACUUAAAUCCGUUACCUUCGGCCCUGGACUCUGAGACACAGUACGUGGCAGAAGAAUCCCAUGAAAGUUUUUUUUUUAAGAAUUGGUCAUGUUUCAACUAAAAACCUGUAAACUACUGGAGAAAUUAUACAUGCUUCUCAUAAUUUCUUUUUUUUUUUUUUUUUUAUAAAAUGUGGAAAGUGUGAUGUGCUAUUGAAGGCACCAGUUUCCAGAACCAUAUCUUGCUGCAGCUAAACCUUCACACUGCAAAAACAGAGCUAAAAAUAAGUCAAACUGUCUUGGAAUUAGUGCAUUUAUCCUUGA
Messenger RNA from Fundulus heteroclitus (mummichog), 1317 nucleotides. It is a transcript of the gene dmbx2, whose product is annotated as homeobox domain-containing protein. Lineage: Eukaryota; Metazoa; Chordata; Actinopteri; Cyprinodontiformes; Fundulidae. Bases 184 to 1011 code for a protein of 275 amino acids. Gene Ontology annotation, molecular function: DNA-binding transcription factor activity, RNA polymerase II-specific; RNA polymerase II transcription regulatory region sequence-specific DNA binding. Gene Ontology annotation, biological process: regulation of transcription by RNA polymerase II. The record is from RefSeq and is a predicted model, not a curated record. The transcript has 4 exons.